Molecule: messenger RNA, 285 nt
Organism: Penicillium oxalicum
Lineage: Eukaryota; Fungi; Ascomycota; Eurotiomycetes; Eurotiales; Aspergillaceae
Product: mitochondrial 54S ribosomal protein uL30m
Exons: 1
Coding region: 1-285 (94 amino acids)
Biological process (GO): translation
Cellular component (GO): large ribosomal subunit; mitochondrion
Molecular function (GO): structural constituent of ribosome
Source: RefSeq, a predicted model, not a curated record
AUGAGCUACUUCCGUGUUCAACUCAUUCGCUCCGCGAUCGGUCUUCCCCGACGCUCAACAGACGUCCUCAAGGCCCUCGGCCUCAAGAAGCGCAUGGGCAUUGUCUUCCACCCCGUGUCUCCAUCCGUUGCCGGUCAAAUCAUGAAAGUCAAGGAACUUGUUUCCGUGCAAGAAGUCGAUCGCGCAUUGACAAAGCAAGAAGUCCGUCUGGAGCGAAAGCCAGAUCCCGGAUACUAUGUUGAGAAGUCGAGUGUGGAUGAGCGGGCUGAGUUGACUGGGCAUUGA